AUGGGCACGCUGUGGGCGGGGCAGGGGCCGCACAGCCGGACGCUCCUGCGCUACGAGCCGCACUACCUGCACGCCUGCUCGCUCCUCCCGGUCCUCCGCAGCACGCUCUCCGCGACCGUGAUCGGGCGCCCCGCGAUACACCUCCAGGCCGUGGCACUGCUGGCCUGGUGCGCCGUCCUCCACGCCACUGGCCUCGGGCUGGCGACCGACGACCUGCACGCCUUCGCGACGCUCGCGUCCACCCGGUAUCAGGGAGCGUUCAACAAUUUUAACGCGCUCGUGGUGCUGAUGUUGGCGUUCUUCGUCAGCGCCGUGGUCCAGAGGUUCCUGAGCGCGGCCGAGAAGUACAGGAGCCUGUGCGACCAGGUCGUGACGCUGAGCUUCCAGGCAGCUCAAAUCACCCUGCCGUCGCCGGCGGGACCAGGCGCGAACGAGCGCGCCGAGGACUUCGGCCGCGUCAUCGUGCGCCACGGCUGCCUCGCCUGCGUCCUGGCGCUCGAAGAGGCGGGCUCCGGCGGUGCCGGCCUGGCAGGAGCCCGGAACCCGCAAACCGGAGCAGAGCGCCCGCAGCCCUCGCGCUCCGAGCUCGAUCUCCUGCGCAUCCGCAAGCUCGCGACCGGGCCCGAGGUCGACCUGCUGCGCGUCGCCGAGGCCAGCGGUUGCCAGAAGUACGUCCCUCCUCUGGUGUGGGCCAGCGGCGCCGUCGACGCGUCCCUCAAGGCGUCCCGCUGCACGCCGCCCCUGGCCACACAGAUCCGGGGCUCCCUCGCGGACGUGGCGAAGCUCGCGGCGCAGACCGCCGCGGGGAGCCGCGCGCAGCUGCCGUUCCCGUACGUCGCGCUCGUCAGCCUCACGACGCACAUCUACCUCUUCGUGGUCGCGUCGUACUACGGCGCGCUGCUGCACGCGGGGAUGCCUGAGUUCGGCGACGGCGCGUUCGGGUUCGGGUGGAUGUCGGUGUCGUGCUACGCCUUCCUGGUGGCCACGAACCUCAUCUUGCAGGGCUGCCUGGACCUGCAAAGCAUCCUCGACACCCCGUUCGGACCUCAUCCCGCGCACUUCCCUGCCAGGACGGCGAUCGUGUCCGUCCUCAACACGACGCGGUACAUCCUGAAGCAGCGCCAACCUGUGGACGCGCCGAGCGCCCCAGCGACGCCGCGCUCGCCCGCCCAGGACCGCACGCGGGCCCUCCCGUUCUCCCCGAGACCCAGCGCCGUCAACAACACCAGCACCAGCCUGGCCUACGACGAGCCGCGCACCAACCAGCGCGACGGCGAACAGGACACACAGCAGAAGGAGCCGCCCACGCACCUGACGCCGGUCAGGAGCGUCAGGUCGGGCGGGUGA
Messenger RNA from Pedinophyceae sp. YPF-701, 1347 nucleotides. Lineage: Eukaryota; Viridiplantae; Chlorophyta; Pedinophyceae. The record is from the annotation of a GenBank genome assembly.